CUGCGGUACCCACCCGAGCUUCUCUGCGAUGCAUUUUUCCUCUGUUUUUUUUUCCCCCUCAGAGCCAUGCCAAGGUGGCAGUGCUGGGUGCCUCGGGGGGCAUCGGGCAGCCCCUGUCCCUGCUGCUGAAGAACAGCCCCCUGGUGAGCAGGCUGAGCCUGUAUGACAUCGCCCACACGCCCGGCGUGGCCGCCGACCUCAGCCACAUCGAGACCCGCGCCAGCGUCAAAGGCUUCCUGGGCCCUGAGCAGCUGCCCGAGUGCCUGAAGGGCUGUGAUGUGGUGGUCAUCCCCGCGGGGGUCCCUCGCAAGCCAGGGAUGACCCGUGAUGACCUGUUCAACACCAAUGCCAGCAUUGUUGCCACCUUGACAUCUGCCUGUGCAAAGCACUGUCCAGAAGCCAUGAUCUGCAUUAUUUCUAACCCGGUAAAUUCAACCAUCCCAAUAACUUCAGAAGUCUUCAAGAAGCAUGGUGUGUAUAAUCCCAACAGAAUCUUUGGUGUUACCACACUGGACAUUGUCAGAGCCAAUACUUUUGUGGCUGAACUGAAGGGCUUGGAUCCAGCUCGAGUGAGUGUCCCUGUUAUUGGUGGCCAUGCUGGGAAGACCAUCAUCCCUCUCAUCUCCCAGUGCACACCAAAAGUGGACUUUCCUCAGGAUCAGCUGCAAAAGCUUACAGGGAGAAUUCAAGAAGCUGGCACUGAAGUUGUCCAAGCUAAAGCAGGAGCAGGCUCUGCCACGCUGUCCAUGGCCUACGCGGGCGCGCGGUUCGUCUUCUCCCUGGUGGACGCCAUGAACGGCAAGGAGGGGGUCAUCGAGUGCGCCUUCGUGCGCUCCCAGGAGACUGAGAGCCCCUACUUCUCCACCCCUCUGCUCCUGGGGAAAAAUGGAAUUGAGAAGAACCUAGGUAUUGGCAAGAUCACCCCCUUUGAAGAGAAGAUGGUUGCUGAGGCCAUGUCUGAGCUGAAGGCUUCUAUUAAGAAAGGAGAGGACUUUGCAAAGAACUUCAAGUGAAGAGCUGAUGACGGGGAGGAAUUAACAACUUCCUUAAUUUAUUAAGGCAUCAUGUCACUUUGUGACUUCAGAUUCAGAGCUCCUGCUUUGAUCGAAGUCUGUAUUAGCUUCAUGGUUGUUGCCAGUGCAGAGCCUAAUCAUCAAUAAAUGGCCUCAUUUUUUCAGUGUACC
Molecule: messenger RNA, 1184 nt
Organism: Merops nubicus (carmine bee-eater)
Lineage: Eukaryota; Metazoa; Chordata; Aves; Coraciiformes; Meropidae
Gene: MDH2
Product: malate dehydrogenase 2, NAD (mitochondrial)
Exons: 8
Biological process (GO): tricarboxylic acid cycle; malate metabolic process
Cellular component (GO): cytoplasm; mitochondrion
Molecular function (GO): L-malate dehydrogenase (NAD+) activity
Source: RefSeq, a predicted model, not a curated record